GGCUUUUACUUUGAAAUCGGCUUUCCCAGACGCUGGCGUGGAGCAGCGCGUUCCCCAGAGAGGACAGCGGGGCUCAACAGCCCGCUGAGCAACUUCAAGUGUGCGGGGAAGAGAAGGAGCGUGUGGUGAUGUUACUUGUGCCAGUUAGUUGACUUUUUGAAAGCAGAAAAGCGUCUUCAGGAAGUCGUGGAAAACAUUUUCAAACUUAGGAGUAGUUGAGGGAGUCGCGCGCGGCAGCUGCAACUUCAGGACCACCGGCUGUCCGGAGUGUGAGAGGAGAGCAGCCGGUAAAUGACCUGUUCACAGAGGCUGGAGGGGAAUGCACUCGACCAGGGACACGAACCAUGGUCUGGCAAGUGUGGUCAAAACUCUGCUUUGGUCAAAAAUGGAUCCUCCUCAUUUCCCCUCUCUUCCUACUUUUCCUCAUGAUAUUCAUGAUGACAAUCACUCUGCCCCUAUCUCUGCCGCCUGCUGACAUUGACCGGCGGUCAUCCCGAGCGCUUAGCUCCGCGGGGGAGUUCAGAUCCAGGCCCAGGAUUGUGGAGCCCCCUCCAGUCGCUGCCUUCCAGCAUCCACUCAGUCACAUCCACAGCGGUGCCUGGAGAACCAGCACUGGAAAAGAGACGUUUAAACAUUUAGUGCCAUCUAAACCUUUUGGGGACGCUGCUGGCAAUGACAAAAACAGCAUCAAGGAAAGAAGUCACACUGACAAACACAGAAAUAAGCUGAAAAGCAAAGGCAUCGCCUCCAAAAGAAAAGACGCCAUCCAGCCAACCAGAAAUAACCAUCCCAAUCUCCCAGAGUUUACAGUCAACAGACCAGAGCCAAAGCAUAGAAUUAAGCCAAGCAACCACAGUGCUGUGGUAAAGCACACUGCACAGACUUACAUUUAUCUAGAAAGGAGUAAAUCCACAGCAGCACGUAUUCCUGCUCCAGCACAUACAAUAAUAAGUGACAGAAGAGUUGCAGACCGACAGGCAAGAGGAUGGGACGAUAGACAAACAAACGUGAACGCAUACAUGGAUAAACAUGGCAGUCAUACAAGUACAAAGCCAGCAGAACACCACCAGGAAAAACUCAGAGAAGAAAUAAAACACUCUGGGAAAUCUGAUCAACUAGAUAACGAGCAGCAGGCUGUGAAAAAGCCUCCCAGGGAGCUCAGACAACACCGUAAUCUCUUUGAGGAUCCCUCUGAAGCCAAGAAGGAUCCUGGGUCAUUGGACCAUAGAAAGGCUUUGUCCAAACCCAAGGAAUCCAUAAAGAAAGAUGACAGUGGCUGGUGCCGGAGCUUUAAAGAGCAGGACUUUCCAGACAGUGACCACAGGAGGAUCCGAAUUAGUACAGAUCUGCAGCCUCUUACCUGGUUCAGCAAGGAUGACAUCCAGAAGAUGGAGCUCCUUGCUGAGGGUCAGGUGGUCAGCAAGGCCAGGGUGCCAGCGCAUGGACAGGUGCUACAAGUGGUGCUGGAUCCUCCAGCAAACCAGCAGCCAUCACCGAUGAGAGAUUUACAUCAGCACGGUGCUGGACAAGGACUUCAAACCACCCACAGCGAACGCUGCCAGCAUGGACACUGCUCCCUCAUCAAACGCACAGAUGACUGGUUUGAGGUGUUCGCCUUCCACCUGGACAGGGUGCUGGGGCUCAACAGAAGCCUCCCUGCAGUUCUGCGGACUUUCCACAGUGAAGUUCUGCCUUACCGGUACAUCAGCGGCACCCCCAGACCUGCAGUGUGGUGGGACCCAGAUAUUCAGCACCUCGCUGAAAAAGACAAUGACCAGAACUCAGUACAGCUCACCUGGGUUCAGUACCAGAAGCUGCUGCAGGCUCGCUGUGGGAGCCAUACAGACCAGAGGUCAGCCCACUGUGUAGGAGUCCAGCACUCAGAAUGGGGGAGACUGGCCCUCUUUGACUUCUUAUUACAGAUAAACGACCGUCUUGACAGGUACUGCUGUGGUUUCACACCUGAUCCAAUAGAACUCUGUGUGGAGAACCUGCUGCAUGCGAAGUGUGGCAACACCAAGGACCUGAAGCUGGUUCACAUCUUGGUGAGGAAGGCGGAUCCCUCCAGACUGGUGUUCAUAGACAAUGCUGGCAGACCCCAGCAGUCCACCGACAACCUCAACUUCAGGCUGGUUGAGGGCAUUGAUGAGUUUCCAGAAAAAGCAGUGUCAGUGCUCCACUCAGGCUGUCUGGAAAACCUUCUUCUACGCUCCCUUUACACUGACAGGGAAUUCUGGGACAGCCAUGGUGGCGCCGGCGCUCUCAGGCCUCUCAUCCAAGUGGUGCAGCAAAGAGGGAAUAUUCUCCUGCAGCACAUCAGGGACAAGAAGCUCCGACUCAAGAGGGACCUGUGACCGAGCUGGAAAGGCCAAACUGGAGUAGAAAAUAAACUCACUGAGCAGGUUGAACUGCUAAAGAUGACAUUUCCUCAGUGUGAUCAAAGAGAGCUCAGUCUGCAGCAAAAGAGAAAGAACAGCAGCCUUCAGCGAUGAAAUGAGUCAGGAAAUUGAAAAACACGUUCAGAUGGAAUCACAAAAGUUUUCCGAUUAUGCAUUUAAAACUAGUGUCAAGGUCAUUUACGAGUUUUUUUGUAAUAUAUUUUUCUCACUGAAAGGAAAUGGCAGGAUCAGAAAUGUACAGAAGCACAAUGUAAAGAAAAUUCUAUGGUAACUUUUGUACAGAGCCGCACAGGGAUCAUGUAGUUAUACAGGGUUAUUCAAAAAGAAUGAACCGAUUUCAUUGUGCAAUAUUUUAAUAAGGAAAAGCAAUAGAAAACUCCAGCCAAGUCACAAGUAUUCUACUCACAGUCAACUUUUAUUUCCUGUCUUACAAGUGUUCAAUGUGGCAACCGCCUGCAGCAUGGACAACAUCAACGCGAUAAGAGAAUUCCUCCCAGACGCCUGUCAGCAUAUCACCAUCCACUGAGUUGAUCACCUUAAACAUCAAAUAUAAGUUGAUUGUGAGUAGAAUACUUGUAGUUUUCUAUUGCUUUUCCUUAUUAAAAUAUUGUGUAAUGAAAUGAGUUAGUUCUUUUUGAAUAACCCUGUAUAAAAUCUGUAAGGAAGCCGUAACCUGCCACCAAUGAAGGAAGUAAUUAGUUCAUCAAUCUAUACGUUCAGUUUAUUCACAUUUCAUUGAACACUGGAUAUCCUUGAUUAAGCAAGGAUGUCCAGUGUUUUGUGAAGUGUAGUAGUGUUAAAGAACUUCAUCACUCAGCAUGUAAACUGACCAGUAUUUUUAUUUAAAGGUACUGUGUGUGUUAAUGCUGCUGGUGCUACAGCUCACCUGUCGCCUGAGAUUAAGAUGACGUUCCACUGGUGGAUGGACCUAACAGAUCAGGUUUAACCCAUUAUAAACCAAACUAUGUAAAGCCCAAAUAUAGGACAACUUAGGAAAAAUCAGAUAAUUGUUGUUGCACAAAUUUUGGGCAAAAUUAUGCCAUAUUACAACAUUGGUCUUAGUUUUCCUAUUUUUUCCCGACCAAUUAUACACAACUAACUCUGCAUUGCUUAUAUUGCUCCAGUUAGGUCACUGAAACCUCCCCAUCUUACCAUGAAAGCUUUGUCUGUUGUCAGUCUAGCUACUGUAGCGAGUUUUCCUUCGUUCUGCACCAGUUCUGCAAACAGAAUCAGGCAUAAACCUCAAGGAAAUGCAUGUGUCAGUGUGUUUACCCCGUUGGAAAAAAACAAACUAUACACAGGCUCUCGUGUUCGAAAAGUCUAAUUCAUCCGAAUAGUUUGAUCAUUUGCACCAUAUGAAAUACCCCUGUAGCUCUGUCUGUUGUUCACCAUGCUUGGCACUCCAAACAGCAUCAUGUUUUCCAUUUAAGCCUUCCAUCUGCACUCACCAGCAUCUCACCAAAUGUCCUCUCACAGAAGGGAAAUGUGAGGCAAAUUAUGCUCCCAUUUCCUCAACAACAGGGAGUGCAAAUUCAGAUUUUUUUUUCCCAAGCAAUUUAGUGGAAAGGAAUUUAUUUUGCCUUUCUAUUUUAAUAUUUUACAGGGAGCUAGCAGCAGCAGAUUGAGUGACUGAUUUGGAUGUCUGUUUUUGUGAGAUAAGCUUUUAAUCGAGGGAUUAAAAAUGGCGGUCAGGAAAUAGCUUCUGGACUGGAUCCUGCAAGCCUUCCAUGUGUGUGUGUGUGUGUGUGUGUGUGUGUGUGUGUGUGUGUGUAUAUAUAUAUAUAUAUAUACACGUGUGUGUGUACACCUUUCUUUUAAAACUUUUUUUAUACUUUUACAAAGGGCCUGUCCUUUAGCAUUGUUGAAAUGUGCAACCAUUUACAGCUGUGAAAGAUGAAAGAAAAGGAACAAAAGUUGGAUGAAAUUCAAGUGUCAUUAGCGAAGGAAUAAAGGAAUAGAGCCGAGGCUUUUCUCUCUGAGCGACGCAUUUCUUAAGCUGAACUGUCACAAAACAUUCCUUUGGUACUUGAAUCUUGUGAAAAGCUCGGGUAAUAUCACUUGAAGCUGUUUCAUUCCUUAUCCGUUCUGAAUUAAAAUUCCAGUCAUAUUCGUCGUUCUUGGAUUAAUGACAUUUUCUAUGGCUCCCUCUUUUAUCACUGAAUAAAUGGCUGUAAUGAGAA
This is a messenger RNA of Amphiprion ocellaris (clown anemonefish), 4579 nucleotides long. It is a transcript of the gene gask1a, whose product is annotated as golgi associated kinase 1A. Gene Ontology annotation, cellular component: Golgi apparatus. The record is from RefSeq and is a predicted model, not a curated record. The transcript has 6 exons. The coding region runs from base 345 to 2354 and encodes 669 amino acids. Lineage: Eukaryota; Metazoa; Chordata; Actinopteri; Pomacentridae.